This is a messenger RNA of Lichtheimia ornata, 1962 nucleotides long. RefSeq lists its product as uncharacterized. Bases 1 to 1962 code for a protein of 653 amino acids. The record is from RefSeq and is a predicted model, not a curated record. Lineage: Eukaryota; Fungi; Mucoromycota; Mucoromycetes; Mucorales; Lichtheimiaceae. The transcript is spliced from 2 exons. Gene Ontology annotation, molecular function: DNA-binding transcription factor activity, RNA polymerase II-specific; zinc ion binding. Gene Ontology annotation, cellular component: nucleus. Gene Ontology annotation, biological process: regulation of DNA-templated transcription.
AUGCAAGAAUCCACUGUGGCAAGGAUAGACCAAGCUCUUACCAAACCUGGGGGUGGUGAUCCAACUGAUAAGCCUAUUCGACGAAGGAUACGACAAGCCUUAUCUUGUCAAAGGUGUCGCAAACAUCGAUCCAAAUGCUCACGAUCACGACCGUCUUGUGACCAAUGCAUUGCCGCCAAUGUCGUCUGUGAAUACCUUGAUGCGCCCGGCGAUCUUUCUAGUACGGCGCUGCGUGAUCGUUUCUAUGGCCUUGAGGACCAAAUACAGUCUCUUUUGAAUGAAUUCGAUAUCAUCGAGAAGCUUGUGUACGAUAGAGAGCCCAUGUCACCCACAGCAACAGCACCAGCACCACCCUCAGCAACGACAUGUCCAGUGCAAACAGAUGCGUUACGAUCAUGGCGUAUACGAAGCGAGAAGAGUGGGAUAUCGAUCGAGACGCAUAUGCAUCAUGUGGAAGAAAUUUAUGCUGCGUUGAUCCAGUUUGCCCUUGACAACGAAGCUACACCACCUUCGUUACUACCAUCAUCACAUUUCACCACCACUACCGCCGCCUCUUCUUCAUCCUCAUCAUCGUCAUCACGUUUUCCACAAGCUUGGCUCACAAGGAACAACACCAUCUAUCCUACUGUCAAAUUGAGUCAUUUCACGAGUCUCCUUCCAUCAUCAUCAGGGCUCACACCACCUUCAUCGGCCGAUAUGGAUGUGGAUGAGGAUCCUUGGUCCAAGAACAAGCUAUCGCGAGACACGAUGGUGCGUCUUAUGGAACUAUAUCCACAUUGUCUACUACAUGGAUCGAUUCCCGAGUAUUCAAGAUUAUUGCAUGAUGCUCUACUGGAUAGAGAUCGUGUCAGCGCCUCUCCCGUGUUACAGCUUUUAUUAGCCUCUUGCAUAUGCAACAUGCUGCUACAUGCCUAUUGCUGGCAUUCUGAAGUAUUCAAUGACAGCAACGAGAGCACCAUGACGAUGGAUCAAUGUGCACGAAUAUCGCAGCAAUAUUAUGAUCGAGCCAAGGAUCUAUUAUCACAACUUUAUUUUGAGGAACCCAAUGUCAUGAUAUGCCAUGCAUUAUGCAACCUGGUGCUCUUUCAUAUCGAGAGUGGGAAUACAUCAUUGAUUUACAUGUAUACGGGAAUGGCGGUACGCAUGGCAGCAAGCCUGGAUAUGCAAGAUGAAGCUGCCAUACGACAUGAAUUAUCAUCAUCAUCAUCAUCAUCAUCAUCAUCAUCAACGACGACCGCUGCUGACAUUGUGCAAUAUACCCAAUCCGUGCGCUGGUUUUUGUAUUUCCUCGAUACAUCAGCAUCCCAUUACCACAACAAACCUUAUGAAGUGCAUCUCAACAACCCGGCCUUUUCCCUUACAUCGCUACACCAGAAACAAAACGAUUACCAAGAUACAUUCCGCAUCCUCGAAUUCGAUACAUGUCAAAUCACACGUGAUAUCCGACGCACAUGCUUUGCCAGUGAUGCACAACAUGUGCCCUAUAACCAAGUCGAACGGAUUGAGCAGCAGCUGGAAACAUUCCGAGAAAAGCACUUGAAGCCAUUGUUGGAAUCGAAAAGUGACAAUGUAUGGUAUACAAGGUGUAUCUACAUGCAUCGUAUCAGGCACCACGGCCAUUGGAUCUUGCUACAUCAAACCUAUUUGCCGACCCCUGUAUCUGUGGAACGUUGUAGUGCAUCAGCAUUUGCUUUGGUCUUGUUAUUUGAAGGAUGGACAAAAUCUCAGGAUCCCAUGGAUUGUUAUUUUAGACCUUGUAUUCAUGAGCUCAAGCAGGCAUGUGAAAUUAUGGAAUACCAUGUUCAGAAUGAUACGGCUCUCAAGAAUCACGCAUUGGAUGCAUUGGCACGAUUAUUGAACAUUGUCUUUAAGACACCGGUGCGCGACAUUGCACGUACAAGACCCUUUGUGCAACAUGUACAGCAUAUUCUAGAUGCAAAUCAUAUCGACACUUGUAGCUGA